UGUACUCACUCAACCCACAGACGAAGGGGGAGCCCAUGCCUUUUCCGAUUGUCCCUUUGCGCACCACACACAGACACAUGCACAAAAUGAGUCUGUCGUGGAGAAUGGUCUCGGCUUGCUUCUAUUUUUUGCUGCUGUUCGAUAUUUGGCAGCGGGGUUCGACUUUUGAAUUGACGCUCCUGCACACCAACGACAACCACGCGCGCAUCGAGGAGACCAGCGUAGACUCUGGGAAGUGUCAAGCCGGGGGUCGCUGCUUUGCAGGGGUGGCGCGACGCUUCAGUAAGGUGUUCCAAAUCCGCAAAGAGGAGAAGAAUGUCUUACUACUAGACGCCGGAGAUCAGUUCCAAGGAACCAUUUGGUUUAAUUUCUACAAAGGCGCAGAAGCGGCUUACUUCAUGAACAAACUUGGUUAUGAUGUGAUGGCUUUUGGGAAUCACGAGUUCGACAAUGGAGUAGAGGGUCUUAUCGCCCCUUUCCUGCAAAAUCUGAAUUGCUCAAUGGUGAGUUCCAACAUCAAAACGGACCAAAUUCUUGCGGCCAACUUCAGCCGCUACUACCGACCUCACGCGGUCCUCAGCGUGGGUUCGGAGAAGGUGGCCGUGGUGGGCUACACCACCUUUGAGACCCCCAUCUUGUCGAGGCCAGGACCGCACUUGAAGUUUGAGGACGAGGUAACAUCCCUGCAGGUGGAAGUUGACAAACUGCACACACUCGGCUACAACAAGAUCAUCGCCCUGGGGCACUCCGGCUUUGACAUGGAUAAAAAAAUUGCUAAACGAGUCAGAGGGAUCGACGUAGUUAUUGGCGGACACACCAACACAUUUCUUUACUCUGGACCCGCUCCAUCUACUGAAGUGCCAGCAGGUCCGUAUCCAUUCAUGGUGAGGUCAGAUGAUGGCAGAGAUGUGCCAGUGGUCCAAGCAUAUGCUUUUGGAAAAUACCUGGGCUACCUGAAGGUUACUUUUGACCAGACAGGAAAUGUUGUCCAAGCAGUUGGAAACCCGAUCCUGUUGGACAGUAGCAUACCUCAAGAUCCCAACAUCCUUGCUGAUGUCAAGAAGUGGAGGGAGCAGCUGGCUCAGUACUCGAAAGAAUAUGUCGGCCAGACAUUAGUGUACCUCAAUGGGUCUUUUGAGGAGUGUCGUUUUCGAGAAUGCAACCUUGGAAACUUGAUUUGUGACGCUAUGGUCUACCACAAUUUAAAAUACUCAAAUGAGUUGCAGUGGAAUCAUGUGGGCGCUUGCAUUUUGAACAGCGGAUCCAUUCGCACAGCAAUAGAUGAGCGUUACAAAAAUGGUAGCAUCACAAUGGAGGAGAUCCUCACCGUCUUACCAUUUCAACAAAGUGUGGACUUGAUUCAGAUAAAGGGAUCAACCAUGAAAAACGCUUUUGAACACUCAGUUCACAGAUAUGGGGGCAUGCACGGAGAAUUCCUGCAAGUGUCAGGCAUCCAUGUGGUGUAUGACCUGUCCAAGCCGGUAAACCAGCGGGUUGUAUCCUUAUCUGUGCUCUGCACCCAGUGCAGAGUGCCCAAGUACGAACCACUGGACCUGGAGAAGACGUACACUGUGGUCAUGCCUUCCUACUUGGUGGGGGGAGGCGACGGCUUCGCCAUGUUCAAGGAGGAGAUGCUGAAGCAUAAUACAGGUGAUAUGGACGUUUCAGUUUUGUCCAAAUACAUCUCUGACAUGAAACACGUCUACCCAGCCGUGGAAGGUCGAAUCAAGUUCAGCUCUGCCGCAUUUUUGGCCCAAAGCCUGACCCUGCUAUUGUUGAGUUUAGGCCUAUCGCUGACACUCUGAUUGUGACACUAUGAUGAGAAAAUCCCUGCAGAUUUGUUCUCAGAGGAGAUUCAAUCACCAGCAAGAAAUUCCCUGUGAAUAUGAAAAUAUUCAAUAAGGUAAUAUUUUUUUCGUAUACUCAAAGUAUAGUGUUUUUUGUUUGUUUUUUUGUGGAGAAAAAAAUGUUUACACAUCUUUAGUGCCUGCCUGAUACUAGUUUGCACAUACAUUAUCACCUUCUUAAUAUGUGCUGCAGAAAAGUAAAAUAAAAGUUAUAUUAGGACAAAGGGACACUUUGUGUAUUGUACUAGUCUAAAUGGAUUUUAACAUAGCCCUGAAUGUAUUAUUGUAGCAUUCGUUCAUUUAGUCUGACUUUGCUUUGCUCUGAGCACAUUUAUGCACAAUGUAUUUUAAUACUUCUAAUAUUUGCUGCACUGUGUGGUGUUAUUGUAUUGCCACAAUUGUCUGAAAGCAAUUUUCCAAAAAUGUGCAAAGCGUUGUUGCCAUUGUAACCGACUAUUUUAUAGCGUUUACCUCUCAAGUCUUCAUUUCAACAUCACAGUAAAUAGAACGGCAAGUAUUGAAUUUUAUGAAUAAACAGCAAUUUGAUCUUAA
Syngnathus acus (greater pipefish) is the source of this 2399-nucleotide messenger RNA. It is a transcript of the gene nt5e, whose product is annotated as 5'-nucleotidase, ecto (CD73). The transcript has 9 exons. The record is from RefSeq and is a predicted model, not a curated record. Gene Ontology annotation, cellular component: plasma membrane. NCBI's taxonomy places the organism in Eukaryota, Metazoa, Chordata, Actinopteri, Syngnathiformes, Syngnathidae. Gene Ontology annotation, biological process: AMP catabolic process. The coding region runs from base 36 to 1805 and encodes 589 amino acids. Gene Ontology annotation, molecular function: nucleotide binding; 5'-nucleotidase activity; metal ion binding.